Messenger RNA from Anopheles coustani, 1581 nucleotides. It is a transcript of the gene emc, whose product is annotated as protein extra-macrochaetae. Gene Ontology annotation, cellular component: cytoplasm; nucleus. The transcript is spliced from 2 exons. The record is from RefSeq and is a predicted model, not a curated record. Lineage: Eukaryota; Metazoa; Arthropoda; Insecta; Diptera; Culicidae. Gene Ontology annotation, molecular function: transcription regulator activity; protein dimerization activity. The coding region runs from base 345 to 767 and encodes 140 amino acids. Gene Ontology annotation, biological process: negative regulation of transcription by RNA polymerase II; circadian regulation of gene expression; cell differentiation.
CUCGUGGGAACAGGACGUUGUAUGUUGAAGUGCUCUGUAAGCACCUUCAUCAUAAAUCGAUUCCAAUCAUAACUCGGUGAAUUCAGUUUCAAUGAAAACAAACGCUGCUGAAAGUCAAUCUUGUGAAAUAAUUGUACCUUUCUAUAGUUGGUUGGCGCUCGACGAUUAACCGAAUAAGGCUGUUAAAGAAAUCCGGAGAGUGAGUGAAGUAGCCCUCUAGUGUGUGCAUAAAGUAAAGUGUAAUAUAUUCGGUAUUCUUUUGAGACGAAGUUUAGUAUUCAGCGCUAUUGUGUGUUAUCAAAAGCUGCCUCAUUUGUGUCGAAAUCUGGUAAAAGCAUUAAACAAUGAAGGCCAUCACAGCUGUAUGUGCUACUGGUGCCUCUGUUCCUGCCAUUGCUAAUGGUCGCAUACGCCCGCGGCAUAGGGAAGGUGAAAAUGAUCCAGAGAUUCAGAUGUACCUGUCGAAGCUCAAGGACCUGGUUCCCUUCAUGGCGAAGGACCGCAAAAUGUCCAAGUUGGAGGUUAUCCGGAACGUCAUAGACUACAUCUGCGAAUUGCAAAAUACACUCGCACACGCAGACGCAUCAUCAGACGCAUCUGCGCCGAUAGGACAACGACAACCGCUAGGCGUACGACCUGCUGCUCCAAACACCAUCCUAACCUCCAGCACUACCAACGCCAGCAUUAACACUGUUUCGAACUCUUCCGUCAUCAGUGAACCAACACCUGCAGCCAGUAUGGUUGAUACAGUCACGACGUCAUCUUAAACAUCUUUAUGAUAAACUGUUUAAACGAUAAAAUGAGCUCUUACAUGCGAUGCAAUAUAUACAUAAAUACUAUCAAUGACUUGAUGAACAGUCCACAUCCCAUGGUUCCCCUUCUUCGUGCCGUGGAUUUUCGGCAGAUUCGACUUGAGAUGGCAGCUUGUGGAGGUAAAUUGAGGGAACGAGUGUCUUGCCACAGAUUUUUUAUGCACAUUAAAAUAGACUAGUAGGGUUUUACUGCAUAUGAGAAAUCGAGGAUGAUAAACUCUUAUUUUUAAUUAAUUAAUUCCAUUAAUGUUCUGUGAUCUGUAGUCAUAUGUUUUUAUACGAUGAAAAUAAUUACACAAAACGUAUGCAAAAAUACACCACACAUCUGUGGCAAUGGAGUAAGAAAAUAUAGUUUGCUGCUGCAGUUGUGUAUGUUGCUAGCAAUCCUGGUAACUUCUAAUAUUAUUAACUUUCGCCUGAGUUACAUAUCCGUGUUAACGUAGCAUACCUAAAACAGCUUUUAACAUUUCAUCGAAUUGACCCUUUUUGUUUGAACCGGAUUAAUUUUUCCAUCAGCUUUAGGCCGUUACCGGUAAGUAACGUAUUUGUAUUUGUGCUCACUUUAAAAUAGUUAGGAAUUUAUUUGUUUCCUCCUCAUAUUUAAAAAGAGUAAACUCUGAAAAUAAAAGAUAAAAGCAUGCAAGGUAUAUGGUUGGCCACGAGAGAAAUAAAUUAUUGUGUACACUAUACUGUAUGUAGUACAAGUUAAGACAAAAUUAAGAAUAAAGCAAGGAGCAAACACAAAUAAAAUUAAGAAACAAACAAAAUA